Molecule: messenger RNA, 7083 nt
Organism: Hemicordylus capensis (graceful crag lizard)
Lineage: Eukaryota; Metazoa; Chordata; Lepidosauria; Squamata; Cordylidae
Gene: CBL
Product: Cbl proto-oncogene
Exons: 16
Coding region: 244-2976 (910 amino acids)
Biological process (GO): negative regulation of epidermal growth factor-activated receptor activity; cell surface receptor signaling pathway
Cellular component (GO): plasma membrane; membrane raft
Molecular function (GO): SH3 domain binding; ubiquitin protein ligase activity; calcium ion binding
Source: RefSeq, a predicted model, not a curated record
UCACGGGCGGGCGGCCGCGCGCGCAGGUUUCCUCAAUCCCCCUCUUUCGCCCCCCCCGUUUUCUCCCCCCCCCCCUCAGUCGGGCGCGUCCCCGGCGCUCGUGGAGCCGCCUUCCUCCUUCUCCUUUUCCACUUCCCAGCCGUCGGUCCCUUGGAAAAGCCGGGGAAGGAGCGGCCCGGCUCUCCCGGCGGAAGGAGAGGAGGAAGAGACACGCCUUAGCCCCCGCCGCCGCCUCUCUCCCCCAUGUCGGCCCCGCUGAAGAAGGGCCCCGGCGGGCUGAUCGGCCUCAUGAAGGACGCCUUCCAGCCCCACCACCACCAUCUCGGCCCCCACCAGCCCGGCGCCGUCGACAAGAAAAUGGUCGAGAAAUGCUGGAAGCUCAUGGACAAGGUUGUGCGUUUGUGUCAGAAUCCCAAGCUGGCGCUAAAAAACAGCCCACCCUACAUUCUGGACCUGCUUCCUGACACAUAUCAGCAUCUGCGAACCAUUUUGUCACGCUAUGAGGGGAAGAUGGAGACUCUAGGAGAUAAUGAAUACUUCAGGGUGUUCAUGGAAAACUUGAUGAAGAAGACAAAACAGACCAUAAGUCUCUUUAAGGAAGGGAAAGAGAGAAUGUACGAGGAGAAUUCCCAGCCUAGGCGCAACCUUACAAAAUUGUCCCUGAUCUUCAGCCAUAUGCUAGCAGAAUUGAAAGGGAUUUUCCCAAGUGGACUCUUCCAGGGAGACACAUUCCGGAUCACAAAGGCAGAUGCAGCAGAGUUCUGGAGGAAAGCUUUUGGGGAAAAGACCAUUGUCCCCUGGAAGACCUUCCGCCAGGCCCUACAUGAAGUGCAUCCGAUAAGUUCUGGCCUAGAGGCAAUGGCACUGAAAUCAACGAUUGACUUGACCUGCAAUGAUUACAUUUCAGUGUUUGAAUUUGAUAUCUUUACACGUCUCUUUCAGCCAUGGUCAUCUUUGCUCAGGAACUGGAAUAGCCUUGCAGUGACUCAUCCAGGUUACAUGGCAUUCCUGACGUACGAUGAGGUCAAAGCACGGCUUCAGAAAUUCAUUCACAAACCUGGCAGUUAUAUUUUCCGGCUGAGCUGCACGCGACUUGGUCAGUGGGCGAUCGGUUAUGUCACUGCAGACGGAAAUAUUCUCCAGACAAUCCCCCACAACAAACCCCUUUUUCAAGCACUGAUUGAUGGCUUCAGGGAAGGCUUUUACUUAUAUCCAGAUGGCCGGAAUCAGAACCCUGACUUGACUGGUCUGUGUGAGCCCACGCCUCAGGAUCACAUUAAAGUUACACAGGAACAGUAUGAAUUGUACUGCGAGAUGGGCUCCACCUUCCAGCUCUGCAAGAUCUGUGCGGAAAACGACAAGGAUGUGAAGAUCGAGCCCUGCGGCCAUCUCAUGUGCACUUCCUGCCUUACUGCAUGGCAGGAAUCGGAAGGCCAGGGUUGUCCCUUCUGCCGAUGCGAAAUCAAAGGCACUGAGCCCAUUGUCGUGGACCCGUUUGACCCCAGAGGAGGAGGAGGACUCCUGCGGCAAGGCGCAGAGGGGGCUCCCUCGCCAAACUAUGACGACGACGACGACGACAGAGUUGACGAGCUCUUCAUGAUGAAAGAGCUAGCUUGCACAAAGGUAGAGCGUCCUCCUUCGCCCUUUUCAAUGGCUCCACAGGCAUCGCUUCCCCCAGUACCCCCACGACUAGAUCUUUUGCAGCAACGGGUGCAAAACCCACCUGGAGCUUCAAGUCCAGGGACCACAUCAAAGGCCAUCCCCGGUUCCCUUCACAAAGACAAGCCUUUGCCGAUCCCUCCAACUCAUCGAGAUCUCCCGCCCCCUCCGCCUCCAGACCGGCCACACUCUAUUGGGGCAGAGAGUCGGCCUCAGAGGCGGCCCCUACCCUGCACGCCAGGAGAUUGUCCUUCCAGGGACAAGUUGCCUCCCAUGCCCUCUAGCCGCCAGGGAGAGCUUUGGCCGUCGCGGCCAGUUCCCAAAACUCCAGCUGUGGCUGCAAGUCCCGGCGAGCCUUGGGCAAGUCGGGAUUCGACGAACCGACACUCUCUCCCUUUCUCGCUGCCUUCUCAGAUGGAUGCCAGAGCGGAUACUCUCAGGCACGGGAGCUUGCUGAGUCUGGACACCGUGGUGAACCAGCCCGGUGGGCCUCUGGCUAGCUCAGACAGUGAACAUUCGAAAAUCAAACCUUCUUCGUCUGCCAAUGCCAUCUAUUCGCUUGCUGUAAGACCGCUGGUUGUGCCAAAGUUACCGCCUGGAGAGCACUUGGAAAAUGAGGAAGACACCGAGUACAUGUCUCCAUCCUCUCUGCCCCUCGUGCCACCCAGCUCGGCUGCCCAAAAGCCAGAGGUCAAAUUGCCUUUAGAAAUGACUCAGAGCUCACGAGUGCUGGAGUGUGACCAGGACCUUGAUGGCUGCACUUACGAAGCCAUGUUCAACAUCCACUCCCAGGCGGCGGCAGUGGCCGGAGCAGCACCAGCACCUGGCUGUGAAGCUGUCAGUGCGCCUGCUGAAGGGGACGUCGCGGCUGCCGAUGCCAGCAACGGGCCCGAGGAGUCUGAGAAUGAAGAAGACGGCUACGACGUGCCCAGACCGGCCAUCCCGGUGACUGUUGCCCGGCGCACCCUGUCGGAUAUCUCCAACGCAGCCACUGCCUUCAGCCGUGUCUCUCUGGACAGCGAUGUUCUGACAGGUUUCUCGGACGGCUCCCAGGUUCCCGAGAGGCCGCCAAAGCCCUUGCCUCGGAGAAUAAACUCUGAGCGGAAAGCGAGCAGCUGUCUGCAGGGCAGUGGCGCUGGGGCUGCCUGUGCGGCCUCCCCGCAACUCUCCAGCGAGAUCGAGAGCCUCAUGAGUCAAGGCUACGCCUAUCAGGACAUCCAGAAAGCGCUCGUCAUUGCCCACAACAAUAUCGACAUGGCCAAAAACAUUCUCCGAGAAUUUGUCUCCAUUUCCUCCCCUGCCCACGUGGCCACAUAGCACCCCUUCUGGCCCUGCCUGGGACACGCCUGUUCAUCCGCCCGCCUGGGCAACCUCCUGCCCAGCUUCUACCUAGAGGAGGCGAUCGGCUCCUUGCUAGACUUCUUGUGAAGUCAGCCUGCCUCUACAGCGCAUCGGUCAUCAGGGUUUUAUGCAAUUCCAGGUUUCAGAGCAAAUGGCAUGGAAUGGAGCAGAUCGGGGUGUUCUUGACAGUCUGUGUGUCCUUUGGCGUCUCCCCUCCGCCCCCAGCCCAGCCCAGCCCCUAUUUCCCAGUUUGAGAGGAUGGCCGUCUUGCUUGUGGAAGGAAUCCGGGGGCCCCUGCUGGUGGGCAGGGUGGGGUUGAGGCAUGUGUUUUGUGCUGUGAAUCUGAAGCAGACGCCAGGCGUCUCCACUUGGCUCCUGGUAUGGCCCCCCCCCCGCCGCCACCGUGGUUCACAGUACUAGAUUUGGGCCUCUGCACUGCUGUAUGUUUUGGCUCAGGCUUUUCCGAGCACCUGCCACUCGGGGACCGUGUCUUGGCUGCGGAAGAGGUUUCGCCCGCGUCCUUCUGCGAGGACCUCCGCUCCCCUUCCCUCCGCUGUGUCCUGCCUUCUCUGUCUCCACGUCGUCCUUUCCAGCUCCCCGUUGCUGGCGAGGCAGGCUCCUCCUCUUGCCACACACUGGAUUGUCCAGCGUCGGAGAUGUCGAACUACUUGCUGGUGUGGGAUGAGUGCUGGGUUUGUUUGUGUUUCUCUGAGAAUUGGAUGCUGCUUUGCUUUCUGGCUCGGGGCAGUCUCCACUUUAGAGCUGCGAUGGCUCAAGGUGAGAGCAGUUCCCUCUUCGACACUCCUGGCACUGUGGCUGGCCCAUCCGGAUGCCCCUACGAUGGCACUCCACAGGCCUCCUGCUCCAGCCCACCCACCCGCUCCUUUGGAGAGCUUUCUGCGGCAGGGCCAUUCCUCUGUGUACUGCACCACUUGGUUGGGCGCAGUGUGCUCAGCGAGGUCCUUUUACCCGCCCAGGAGGCUCCCUUGUUUACAUUUUAAGCUUGGCGGGGCUGGGGGUUGGGGUGGUUCUUGAUGGCGUUUUGGGGGGAGAUGCGUUUGGCCCUUGGCAGCUGCAGCCUGUGUCCAGAGGAGGUUUUCCUCGUUCCUCCAGUUUCCAAGCCUUCACGGCAGUGUUCGCUAUAUUGGGCAGAGGUUGGUCUUAACGUGUUGCCUGUUUCGUUUUGCCUGCAGUUUCCCUGUCAAACUGCACUGGCUUCUCGGCCCCAGAGACGGUCACUGAGUUUUUCCACUGGAAGAGGAGGGGGCCAGAGAGAGGGACCUUGCACAUACGGGACCUUUUCCGCACUAAGCCGACAGCCUUGCCUGUCCACGGGCGCUUGGCUCCCUGGGGGAAAUCACUGGGGGGGGGAUGCGAGAGGAGUGACCUCUGUGCGUGCUGCGGGUAGAAGCCCACCGGUGGUGUCUCAGUGCCACUUGAAAAGGGUGGUGUGACUGGAAGGCAGAGGGAGAGCGUGGCUACAGCCCAAGUAGCCCUCGUCUGUGUCUUUUGCUGCCCCGGGAAGGAAUUGCCCAACGCCAGUGCCGCCCAGACACUCCAGGAGCCCUGCCUGUGCAUGGGGCAGAGAGUGGCAGUGCCAGCCGGGCUGUUCAUGUGAAACACUGUGAAGAUUUGUCCCUAGCCAGCCCCGACCCACGUGUCUUGUCGGAGAGCCCGGCAGCAUUUCGGAGCAGGUGGGUGAGGGAGGCCCUUUGUCCCUUGGCAGCCGCAGCCGCAGGGUAGCUUGCUGGCCGGGCAGUCUCUCGAGCCUUGAGAACCAAGCAGCCCGUCCUUGUGAAAGAAGGCGGGAAGGCUGCUGGAGGGGACGAGGCUUCUCUCCAAAGCUGCCACUGACUCUGGCUUGGGUCAAGGGCCGAUUGACAGCGGCUGGAUAUCCCAGCCGGCUCGGAGAAGCUGCCGGUGCUGCCGUCGUCGUUGGGGGGUGCUUGCAGCGAAUCUUUGUUGCCAGCUGGCCCUGGGUGCCCCCCUGGCGCCAGGCGGCAACAGCUGCAGCAGUGGCAGUGAGUGGGCCAUGCGCGAGACGCGCGGAAGAGCCCAAGUUUAGCAAGCCCUCAUCGUUGAAGACUGGUUGCCUGUGGCUACUAUUCCAUGGACUAGACGGUGGUGGGCGAGCAUUGUAGCAUGUCGAGCGGACUGGACUUUUCUGCAUGUGUCCUUUUUUUUGUCCACUUAUUGUGUCUUCAAUUUACGUGAGGAAAUGUGUUAAGUGGCUCUUUCUCCUCGAACCACAUGAAUGUCAUCGUUUGCAAGCACAACAGAGGCAGCGUGAGACGCUUCCUGGGGUGCGUUCCCUGCUGCUUUUUUUUAAUUUUGACCUUGUGAUAGAUUUUCCUGUGUCUCGAUUUAAAAAAAAAAAAAAUCAACUUAUUUUACAUAAAGCCAAAUGUUUAGUGCCUUUUGACAGGGGAAAUGCUGUUAUUUCCACCCUGGGAUCUGAAGGAGACGAGAUGGGUUUAAAACGUCGCCAGGGAGAGCACGGAACGACUUCUUGCAUCCAGCAGGCUGGAAGGAGCAACGGCCAGAGCCGUGUGUCCCACUUCGAGACCACGGAGCUUUUCUUACCUGAGCCCUGGCACAACAGUGAGCUGCCUGUUUUGAAUGUCACCCUAAGCUUGGCUUAAAGGCAGGGCAACGGGUGCAGGGUUUUAACAAAAACCAUGGGGUGUUCUGGAUUAUCCCCAAAGAGAAAAGGAGUCUCUCUCUCUCCCUCUCCCCCUCCCUGCCCCCUUUCCCUUCCCAAAACAGAAUGAACAAAAUAGACACAGAGGUGGCAAAAGGCUGCAAGCCAACGAGAGCCAUGUUGCCGGGCUUGGCCUCUUGUGCAGUUGCCUGCCGUCCUCAGGGCCCCUGUCUGGAAGUGCCGUGGGGAUUGUCUGUGGGCAUUGCCUCUCAUGUAAUGUGCUGUUGAGACUCCCCUGUUUCUGGGGAUGCCCUGUGGACUUUGCCCUUCAGCAUGAACAGGACUCAAGAAAUCCACUAGUCUGCUUAGGAGGGGAGAGCUGGUCUGGUGGUAGCAAGCAUGACUUGUCCCCUUAAGCUAAGCAGGAUCCGCUCUGGUUGCAUACGAAAGGGAGACUAGAAGUGUGAGCACUGGAAGAUCUUCCCCUCAUGGGAUGGAGCCGCUCUGGGAAGAGCGGAAGGUUCCAAGUUCCCUCCCUGGCAGCAGCAUCUCCAAGAUAGGGCUGAGAGAGUUUCCUGCCUGCAGCCUUGGAGAAGCCGCUGCCAGUCUGUGCAGACAGCACUGAGCGAGAGGGACCAAUGGUCUGACUCGGUAUAUGGCAGCUUCCUUUGUUCCUAUCUGUGACAAGUGGGAAGUGAUGCCUGACGAGUAAUGUACCAACAUAGCUCAACGAGUCGAAUUUCUGUCUGAUUGCUGAACAGAACCAACCUUUCCUGACCCCCCCAGUAUGACAUGUCCAGUGCCUGUUCUGUGGCCCAGUGCUGCCUUCCUGCAGGGGUUUAUAAAGCCCACCCUUUGGGGCAGCCAUUUUUGGGCAGAGUUGCUUGCCACUGGUGGCCGUUCUUAACCCAUUCAUGAAGACUCUGCAGUUUGUUUGGCAAGAACUGCUAGUGGGGAUGUGGGAGACGAACCAACGUGCUGAAUUACAGGUCCACUUUGGCCGGGGGGGGGGGGGGAGCAGGAUCAAAAGUAGCUUUAUUUCUCCUGAAGGCUGAGAACCGAGUUAAUAUCAGUGUUAAAAAAAAUUCAGAUUUUCAUUAUUUUAAAAGCUAAUGUCAUUAAUAUUAAAAAAAAAAAGUUAUAUUAGCAGUAUUUAAUCCUUUCAGACCUGUAAAGAAUAAGAACAGAAGGUAAAUAUUCUUACAGAGUAGCUGAGCUUUAAGAUUCAUUUGGUCUAAAGUCCUCUUUUUUUGUUUUUGUUCUGCAAAUACAUUGUUCAUGUUUUAGAGGUUAUACUAAUGUUAUUUAUUUUUCAUUUUUGCAAGCUGCCCACUAAAGAGCUUGGGUGGGGGUGGAAGAGGGUUAGGGAAUUUCAUGUGUGUCAGUAAAAGAAAAAGAAAAACAAAGUUUUAUUUUUAAAUAAAUUUCUUUGUUGUAGCAGA